CACAGGCUGACUGGAAAUCCAGCCGUAAAAGAGAAGGGCUGAUCCCAGACCCCCUGUGUUCCCACUGCUGCGCCCCUCCCUGUCCCCAUGGCGACAGGAGGACAUGCCCCCGAGACAGAUGUGUUGAUCAACCUGCAUCAGGUUUUGCUAGAAGAAGAGAAGGGCUCCACAGCAGAGAAAGAAGAUGAGGAAUGGGAGAAGGCCUUGUCCGUGGAGAGGUUUGGGGACAUCAUUACGGAGUCUGCUAUCAACGGCGCAGACAAAAUGGGCCGCAGCUACAAUGAGAAAGACUUUGAGUAUCACCGGCACACAUUCCACCACACCCACCAUCCCCUAUCCACCCACCUUCCCCCACAGCGUUUUCGCAAGAGGGUUCUAAGUAUGGACCGUCGACGAAAGAAAAAGAGGAAGAAAAAGAAGACAUCUAUGCCGCCGUCAGAUGUCACGCCCACUAUUCAUGAGGUGGAUGAGGAAGAGGUGGAGUCGGAGACUGAGGGACAGUGCCAAUCAGCCACGCCUACUGAGCCAUCUGAAGAGCUGCCACAGUUCAGUUUGGGAAGUGAGGAGGAUCUGGCAGCUGACCUCCCUCUCACCAGCUUCCAUAUGGAGAGUGAGAGACCCCCCAGCAGUGAGGAGAUCCCACCCAGCCUCGCCGGAAUGGAGGAGCAGCAGGGAGCGCAAGAGCGACCGGACAAAGAAGAAGAGGAGGAAUUGGUUUCCAACAGAUUUGUCCCAUCUCCAGAGCCUGCCAGUAUGACAACACGGGGCUGGUUUCGCAGAAAGCCCGUCCACCGGCUGGCUGGAGCCCAGCGGACCAGCUAUGACCUACGAGAACGCAUCUGCAUAGGCAGUAUGACAGCCAUGGAGACUGCUGUGUACCAGAAAGUACCUACAGAUGAGGCUGAGGCACAGAUGCUGGCCAGUGCUGACCUGGAUGACAUGAAGAGUCACCGCUUUGAGGACAAUCCCGGGGUUAGACGUCACCUGGUCAAGAAAUCAUCACGUUGUCAAGUUCCACAAACCAGCAAUAGCUCUCCACCACUAUCAAGUCUGAAGAGGAGGAAGAGGUUGGAGAAGAAAACCCAUGAGGUGUUUGUGGAGCUCAAUGAGCUGAUCGUGGAUAAGAACCAGGAGAUGCACUGGAAGGAGACGGCGCGUUGGAUCAAGUUUGAGGAGGAUGUGGAGGAAGAGACGGAUCGCUGGGGUAAACCGCAUGUGGCCUCCCUGUCCUUCCGUAGUCUCUUGGAGCUUCGCAGAACCAUCACACAUGGUGCCAUAAUGCUUGACAUGGAUCAGACCACACUGCCUAGCAUCGCCCACUUGCUGGUCGAAACCAUGAUUAUCCUGGACCAGAUCAGAGCUGAAGAUAGAGCCAAUGUGCUGCGAGUCCUGCUGCUCAAACACAGUCACCCCAAUGAUGAAAAAGAAGGCCUUUUCCAUCGGAACCACUCUGUCAACAGUCUUGGCAGCUUACGGCACAACCACAAUCACAUUCAUGACACCAGCCUGCCCCUUGUAUCCCAGGACCAUGUGGAGAUGCAUGACACUAAGGCAGCAGAACAUGACAAAGAGAAAAGCCUCCACCCAGUCCCUGUUGAGGGACACCCUGCUGCCAGAUCAAUGAAACUUCUGGCAAAGAUUCCCAAGGAUGCCGAGGCCACUGUGGUCUUAGUGGGGUGUGUGGAUUUCCUAGAGCAGCCUGCUAUGGCCUUUGUCCGACUGAAUGAGGCGGUGCUGCUGGAGUCCGUUCUGGAAGUUCCCGUCCCAGUUCGGUUCCUCUUUGUGCUGUUGGGCCCCACCCAGGCCAACAUGGACUACCAUGAGAUUGGGCGCUCCUUCUCCACCCUCAUGUCUGAUAAGAACUUCCAUGAGGUAGCGUAUUUUGCUGAUGACCGGCAGGAUCUUCUCAAUGGCAUCAAUGAGUUCUUAGACUGCAGCAUUGUAAUUCCACCAUCAGACGUUGAGGGGAAAGACUUGCUGAAGACUGUGGCCUCCUUCCAGAAACAGAUGUUACGUAAGCGCAAAGAGAGAGAGCACAAAAAAUGUGGCAGCACUGUGACAGGAGCCGAGCAGGAAAAAAAAGAUGUGAGUACGUAUAAACAGGAAGAGGAGGACCAGUUCGAUGUUGACCCUCUCAAACGCUCUGGUAUUCCAUUUGGGGGUUUGAUCCAUGAUAUUCGCCGCCGUUAUCCUCGUUACAUAAGUGACCUGAAGGACGCCAUGGACACUCAAUGUAUUGCUGCUGUGAUUUUCAUUUAUUUUGCUGCACUGUCACCCACGAUCACCUUUGGAGGUUUAUUAGGUGAGAAGACACAAGGCAUGAUGGGAGUCUCUGAGCUCAUCAUCUCCACAGCAAUGGUGGGAGUGCUGUUCUCGCUGCUAGCUGGGCAGCCAUUGCUCAUUAUUGGCUUCUCUGGACCACUUUUGGUGUUUGAGGAGGCCUUUUAUAAGUUCUGCCAGGCACAGGGCUUCGAGUAUCUCACGGGGCGUGUGUGGAUCGGGUUCUGGCUCAUUUUCAUUGUCCUUGUGAUAGUGGCAGCUGAGGGGAGCUUCCUUGUGCGUUACAUCUCCCCUUUCACCCAGGAGAUCUUUGCGUUUCUCAUCUCCCUCAUUUUCAUCUAUGAAACCUUCUCCAAGCUAAUUAAGGUGUUUCAAGAGCACCCUCUAAUGAAAAGCUACCCUACGGCUCCUGUACUGCCUGCUUUCACACCCUUAGACACAUUUCAAGCGGUCAAGGAGUCCAUUCUCAACCAGCCCAACACAGCCCUGCUCUCCCUAGUGAUCAUGAUGGGAACCUUCUUUGUGGCCUUCUUCCUCCGGAAAUUCCGUAAUAGCAGAUUCCUUGGUGGAAAGGCCAGAAGAAUCAUUGGAGACUUUGGGAUUCCUAUCUCGAUCCUGUUCUCUGUACUGGUGGACUUUUCCAUCCCUGAUACCUACACACAGAAGCUGAACGUCCCCUCUGGUUUCUCGGUCACAUCUCCGGACAAACGAAGCUGGUUUAUUAGUCCGUUUGGAGAUAAACAGCCUUUCCCGAUCUGGAUGAUGGGGGCCUCUGUGGUCCCAGCCCUGCUGGUUUUCAUCCUCAUAUUUAUGGAGACUCAGAUCACCACCUUGAUAGUAAGCAAGAAGGAGCGGCGUUUGGUGAAGGGUUCUGGCUUUCAUCUGGAUCUGCUUCUGAUAGUGACUUUGGGAGCUAUCUGCCCACUGUUUGGUCUGCCUUGGCUGACUGCAGCUACUGUGCGCUCAGUUACCCACGUAAAUGCACUGACUGUCAUGAGCAAAGCCACUGCUCCCGGAGAAAAGCCCAUGAUACAAGAAGUGAAGGAACAGAGACUGACCGGGAUGUGUGUGGCUAUCCUAGUGGGUAUGUCUAUAGUAAUGACAGAUUUACUUCGUCAUAUUCCUUUGGCUGUGCUGUUUGGGAUAUUUCUGUACAUGGGCAUCACGUCUCUCACUGGUAUCCAGCUGUAUGAGCGAAUCACACUCAUGGUUACACCUGCCAAACAUCACCCUGACCACAUCUAUGUUACCAAGGUGAAGACAUGGCGCAUGAAUCUGUUCACCAUCAUUCAGUUGUUGUGUAUCAUCCUGCUGUGGGUGGUAAAGUCGACUGUAGUCUCCCUGGCCUUUCCCUUCAUCCUAAUCAUGACUGUACCUCUGCGGAGACUCAUCCUCACCAGGAUCUUUGAGGAGAGAGAGCUUGCAGCGUUGGAUGCAGAUGAGGACACGCCCAAUUUUGAUGAAGAUGGUCGUGAUGAAUACAACGAGAUCCACAUGCUUGUCUAGACACAGGACACACAAAACGGCAAACCUCCUUACUGAUUAAUCAAACGCAGACCUCUGGAUAAUGGUUUCUGUUGGCAAAGGUGUAUGAAAUUUGAUGAACUCUGGUGUACUGCCUUCUUCCAGGAUACUUUAAAAUAUUUUAAUCAUCUAAUAUAAAAAAAACAACAAAAAAAAAACAAAAAACUGACCAUAUUUUGGAUACUUCUUUUUAUUUUUUUCUCUGUGCCUAACCCCCCUACAUGUGCUGAUGCCCAGUGAGCUUUAAAUAUACAAUGAGAUAUGACCCUUAGACCUCACAUUCUAUUAAAGUUUAGAGCUGCAAUGUGCAAUGAAGGCGAGACUAAUCCAAUAGGUUGGCUCUUAUGUUAUGGGGCUAAUCAAAACCCCUAUUCUUCCCAGCUGGUAGUUUUGCACACAGCAUGUCUGGACAAGCCUCACUGCCUGUAGAUCUAAGUUGCCUUGUACUGCAUUAUUGUACAUAAUGAACACCACUUACAGCACCUUUUAUGGAAAGGACAGAAUUUCCUGUGAAAACAAAGAGUCGUUAAAAAAGUGAUUUUAUUUGAAAUUGUUUCCAAAAAUAUGUAUUUUUGUUUGGGCUGUUCAAAAGUUUUCUUGCUAUAUAGAAAUUUAGCAUUCGAUUUUAUAUAGGAUGUAUUGCCCAAUUGUCUUGUUGUUGUUUUUAUAUUUAUUUGUGUGUAUGUGUGAGUGUGUGUUUUUAAUAGAUAAACGUUUUCAGGGAACUAAUUCCAUUUUUAUGCCAUUUCACUGCAUUUCAUUCUUUAUGGGAACAGUUCAGCUGAAAUAGGUUAAAGUCAUAGAAACUUGGAUUUCACUGAUUGCAUAAAAUUAUAACUUUCUGAAUCAAUGUGAGUCCAAAGGCUGUCAAACUGCCAGUGAAUAUGGAUGCACUUAUCACUACAGUUUAGGCUUGAGGCAGGAGAAUUUUACUCCAAUGAAAUGUGCUGCCAAAUUGUUGGUCAGGGUCACAGAGGACAGCUACCUGGCCUUGGGCCCAAUCGUCAAACUUUAGCUACUUUAAAAGGGAGUGCAUGACCUUUUAAAAUGUUCACCAAGCCAACAAGUCCAUGCUCAACUUACCAUGUAUCCAACUUACAUUCAAUUUAAUAUGCUGAGACAACUAAGCCAUUUCUAGGUUGAAUUCCCCAAAAGUGCAAACACUGUUGCCCUGUGGCAGUUUCAAAACAUUGUUCUGUUUGAUUGAGCAACCCAACCAGCCUGACGCAGCAACAUUGUCUCAACUGAUGGCAUGAUUUUGGAGGUGGGACUAUCUGUUCGGGGAGUGUUCGGGAAAUCUGUUUGAAAAGAGUCAUUAUUUUUUGCAGCUACGUUAGGUGAUGCUAAUGGCCUAGAAAUUACAGAUUUCAUUUUAAUAUUUUCACAAGGGUCGGUACUAGGAUGCAAUCUUUGCUGGGGCACUUGUAUGCUUGUAUGUUUAGGGGGGCCAGAGUUGAUCCUUUAGCCAUCAGCCAGGAGGGCAGAGUGCCCCAGGAUUGUUUCACUGUCAGUCAGGGUGGGGGCAUCAGAAGUUUCUGGGGGUUUCAGGCUCGGUGCAAAUCUAAGGGGGCAAUGCCCCUCCUAGCCCCCCUUACACCCAGCCAUGAUUUUCAGAAUUCUCUUUGCAUUUUCAUUUAAAGGAAUUUUCUCUCACUUUACAAACAGCAGGUCAUGACAUUUAAAAGUAUUCCAGUAUUAUCAAUCAGACUGACUAGAUAACAGGCCUAAGCAUUUCAUAGAUCCUGAGGAUUGUCAUUAUGGAAGGUUGCCCUUUGGGCAGUAAAUGAUGUGCUGUCCAUGCUUGUAUUGAAUUUGUUUGGGCAUAAUACAAACUUCUGGGGCUAGUCACGCUAGAGCUAGCUCGUUUCAUCACAUAGUCCACAUGUGUUUCGUUUGGUCUUUUUUCUCUCGUUUUUAGCAUAAAAACAUGAGGAAAUUGUGCAAUAUAGGAAUAUAUUAUGUACUACAAAAAGACUUGUAGUUUCUUGGAAAGCUCAAGAUGAAGUACUGCUCUCAAUGCUGUCAGGUUGUACAAAGAGACGUGUGGUCGUGAAUGGCAGGCCUUUGAAGCACUCAAUAUGAAAUCACACAUCAGAUGUCUUUCACCUUGUAACUUUAGUCGAGCUAUUCGAUAGCUCUGUACAUAUGCCCAAAGGGUAAAUAAAUAUUGUUAACCAAAUAUUUUUGCUUAUUAUUAGGGAUGUAUCUGAAAGAUGAAAUGAGAUUAAGACAGGCUUGCUGUUAUUGCUACAGAGUCGAAUACAUGGCUUGUGAGGUUCUGGCCAAGUUUUUCAGAUAUAUCAAGCAACAGAUGUUUGGUUCCCAGAGGAUUAAUCAGGAGACUUUGUCCUAAAAUAGACCCACAUUUAGACAAUUAUUGACAUACAGUAAGAGUAGAGUGCUAUAAAAUGAAUGUGGAUAGCAUAGCUCAGAUAAUUUGGUCUUGGAAUAUUUGCAUUUAUCGUGCAAUUUCUGACUUUUUAUUGCAACCUUUGGUAAUUUUUUUGCUAAAUCUGAACAGUUUCUGACAUUAUGGAGAGCUGAAACUCUAGAGGAGACACUUCUGAGAUUACUGGGGUCGUGUUCUCGUGAAACAUCCAAGAAGCAGCAAUCUACGAUAAAUAAUUCUGAUUUUAAAGGUCUCCUUUGUGAUUAGUUUUUCCUAUAAGGUUGAGAUAAAGCUUGUUGGUUGCUCUUAUAGCAGCUGCUCUUUGGAGUUAAUAGUUUAAAGUGUAUUUAUUGAAAAGGGUAAUCUACACGUGUUCCAGAGGCUCCCUGUAUUGAAUUUGUCCAUCUUUGUCUCCCACUCUGAAAUAUUGCGGCAACCAGAAAUCCUCUUGCACACAGUUGCACUAGUUACAAGAUUUUAUCUAUAGAGUUAAUAUAAAAACCCAACUUUUUAGAGAUUUCACAUUCAAGAGUAUAUAUCAUUAUUUGUAUCAAUAAUUUUUGCUUUUAUUUUAUGGAUAAUUUUACCCAAUAUUUGUAACCUGGUCUCACAGAAUCACAGUACUAUAUCUACAGUAUGUAACGGGAGCCAGCUGGUACAUGAUAGCUGUGCGGUAUUUGUAAACCUCACUCCCCUGGCACUAGCGACUGACACUAGCACGCCCGCCUCCCAUGCCAGAGAUGCUGGUUUGAAUCCUGUUCAGAGGGGGUCAAGCAGGAUCAGUUACACCUACACUUUUGCUAAAUUAUUUUUAUGUGACUCAUUGUUUGUAUCAUUUCCUAGUGAAAUGAACACUAGUGGUGCUACAACAAUGACUUUCAUUCACUUUCACCAAAUCACAAGUUAAAGGACAGAUUAUCAGUUCAUAAACACUUACUUUUCACCUUGUUUCUCACACAAUAUUAUCUUAUGACUAAUGCAUAUUGUUUAUGUCUUGUGGCUAUACUUUUGAUACAGUGAGUAUUUUAACAUUUACGAACUGGUCCCAUUCACUUCUAUGGUAAAUGCCUCACUGUAACCCAGAUUUUUGCAUGACUUGUAAGGCAAAUAUUUGCAUUACAUAACCAACUACUUUUAGUUGGCCUAAAGUUUCAUAGAAACACCACGGAAUGAGGUGGCUGCUUCUGCAAUUGUGUUUUUCAAUUCACAUUUGCUUUUAUGUUAGGUUUUUUUUAUUUGAAACUCGAUAGAGCAUUAACAUUAAAAACCUCAUCUGUUUGUGGGAAAAUGUACCCUGUUUUUUUUUUAUUUUUACUUUUCACCUCGAAAGUGCUGCGAUGUGUCAUGAACCACGAAAAUGAUUUUGCAAAAAUGUCACCACAGCCACGUCAUUUUAAUUAGAUUAGGCUGAAUAUUUGUGCAUUUUUAUGCUUACUAGAGUAUCAUGCUGUAAGCUUAGCAACAGGCUAAUGCCAAAUUCUACUGAAAUCAAUUGGGAGUGGAGUCUCAUGUGUACUUUACAUGAGGAGUGCUAUUUGUUUGAUGCACAGACAUAGAGCAUAGGAGAUUUUUUGAGACACAUAGUUGAGAGAGAACAGGAAACAUUACUCAGGCCAGACUGGAACCUGGGUCUCCCAGAUGAGCACCAUUGCUCAAUAUGUCAAAGACUGACCACACUGACCACAAAGCCACAACUCUGACUAAGAUCAGUCACUUUUGAGGUUUCAUUUCUGUUAGGAUGCUGCCUAUGUAGCCAACUGCAAAAUGUUGUUAUACAGUAACUGUUAUAAGCGGUUUCCUGGCUGUUAUCACGGCAGCAGAUAGGUUGUCUCUCCAACUAACCAAGUAUCUGGAAGACUUUUGCGUGGUGUGGAAAUCUAACAACCUCUUUGUAUUACACACUUGUGUAGGUGUUCUGGGAGCUCAAAGACACUGGCACGUCUGUCAUAUUAGAGUCAUGAAAAGUUGGAAAACAGUUUUUGUCAAUUUGGACAAAAAGCACAGACUGCCACAUCCUGUUGGUGGUUUUUAGAUGCUGGAGCCAUAAGUUAAAAAGGAAAUAGUAUGAAUCGUGGAAAGGCACAAUGAGUGUCUGAAUGAGCCAGGUGUUGGUGGAUGAUGCCACCCUAGUCGUGCAGACCACCCACCCGAUCAUGCGAAAUAUGUUUUACUGUAUAAUUUAAGGUCUGAACUGUGAUUCCUUACAUUUCCUUUUACUUUGUUUUUAAUGCUGUGAAUGUUGAAUGCCAUUGUGAUAAAGUGGAUGACAAUCAGAAAUGUUUGCAGACGGAUUAUAUCAAUCUCAUUCAUACACAACGAAUUUUACAAUCAGCAGUCUAGACACAGGGGAGACAAUACAAAAGCCAGUGUUUUUGUUCUAACAGAGCUGUUUACUCAGUUCUUAAACCGUGCAUUAGGUGGAAAAAAGUGUUGCUUUAAAGAGUACACGCUUAAGAUACUGAGCGAUUCAUUGUACAAAGGAAAACACUUACCUCUGUUACAUACUGUAAUACAAACUGUUAAUUGCAAAUUUACUCUGUACAUUAGAUUCAGAUGAAAAUACCCCAAAAUUAAUUUUUAAGCUCUUGCAGACAAAUAUUGAUUGAUAGAAGAGGGGGGAAAAAAACACCUUGGUUUUUACUUGAUGUAGUUUUUUUUUUUUUUUUUUUUUAAACAUGUCAGAAAGAACUCUAGUAAAUCUCCAAAUGUUGCCUGGUUGUAAUUAAGAAGUGUAGUUUGUCAGAAAAUAAGACAAACAUUUUGAGUUCAUAUGGUAAAAAAAAAAAAAAAAUGUAUUACUUUAGCAUUAGCAAUACUGAAAAUAUUAUGAUGUUAUGUGAAUAUUUUAAUAGCAGUAGCCAUUGCUAUUCUGUAAAAAGAACGUUUUCAGAGCACUGUAAAACAAAUUGUUAUUUUUUUGUCUCAGAAUAAAUAUUUAUUGUGUUUCAGAUGUCUUUGCACUGUUUUGUAGAGUAAAUUAACAUGCUAGGUUGCUACUGUAAGUGAGUCAAGGCUGAGCAAUACAGCUAAAAAAAAUGGUACAUUUUAAGCAUGAUGGAUAUAUAUAUACAGUGUAUAUUAUCGGGAGUGAAAGAGGAAAAAAUAUUAAAUCAGUAUUAAGGGAGUGGGAGACACUCUAGAACUUGAGCAUGCAAAAUUAUUUCGGACAGCACAAUGAACCAGGAUAUUUAAAGGAAUGCUCAGGGUUCAAUACAAGUUAAGCUCAAUCGACAGCAUUUGUGGCAUAAUAUUGAUUACCACAAAAAUUUAUUUUGACAUCCCUCCUUUUCUUAAAAAAAGAAAAAGCAAAAAUCUUGGUUCCAGUGAGGCACUUACAAUGGAAGUGAAUGGGGGCCAAUUUUUGAACGUUAAAAUAUUAACUUUUUCAGAAGUACAACCACAAGACAUAAACAAUAUGCAUUUAAACAUGAUUUUUGUGUAAUAAAAUCACUUACUAACAUUUUCUAUGUAAAGUUAUAGCUAAUUUUACAUCUUUGUUACCAUGACGAUGAAAUGUCAACAAACCCUAAAAUAACUAUAAAAAUGACCAUUUAAACAACUUUACAGCUCAAAUAAUACACAAGUUUUAACAGAAGAACUAAUCUAAGUGCUUUUACAAAAUUAUAAGCUUCACAUUUCUGUGUUUAAACUCUUCAAAAAUGUACCCCAUUCACUUCCAUUGUAAGUGUCUCACUGUUUUUUUUUUUUUUUUUUUAAGAAAAGGAGGGACGAGUCGAAAUUAAUGUAUGUGGUAA
Messenger RNA from Myxocyprinus asiaticus (Chinese sucker), 9948 nucleotides. Its product is annotated as anion exchange protein 3-like. Gene Ontology annotation, molecular function: solute:inorganic anion antiporter activity; monoatomic anion transmembrane transporter activity. Gene Ontology annotation, biological process: transmembrane transport; bicarbonate transport; regulation of intracellular pH. NCBI's taxonomy places the organism in Eukaryota, Metazoa, Chordata, Actinopteri, Cypriniformes, Catostomidae. Bases 88 to 3786 code for a protein of 1232 amino acids. Gene Ontology annotation, cellular component: plasma membrane. The record is from RefSeq and is a predicted model, not a curated record. The transcript has 22 exons.